UUUCUGAACUCCUACCUGGCUGGUUCGGUCUAACACUUGGUUCUGUAUUUACCAGGUUUAGUUAUUAGUUUUCGAUCUGAAUAACAGCAUUAAGAUGGGAUGUACUUCCGGUUGCGUUAAGUGUUUUCUCAACACUCUUAACACACUGAAUGCGCUUUCGGGUCUGUCGCUGAUAGCCAUUGCCACAAUAGCCCUCUCCAAGGCCCCCCUUGCGUACAUCGUGUUCCUAUACGGACUGGGCGGCAUUAUCUUUGUCUCGGCUAUUCUGGGGUGCUGUGGAAUCUGCCAGGAGAAUGUGUGCAUGACCGCAACGUACGGCUUCCUACUGUUGGCUCAAUUGAUUAUCAGCUUGCUGGGCAUCUUCGGCUUCAAGUUCAGCGAGACUUACAUAGAGAAGUACGCCGCUGACGAGGUUCAGAUGAAAUGGAACCAGGAGUUGGUGGAGCCCGGCGCAAUGGACAUUUACCAGUCAGUGUAUGAGUGCUGUGGGCGGGACAGCCCUGACGAUUAUGUAGCCAUUGGUCGUCAAACCCUACCAUCCAGCUGCUAUCCCCAGGCAGACACCCAGAAGCCCCAUUACCUUGCUGGAUGUGUCCAGAAGUCCAGCCAGAACUUUGUGGCGCUCUUCAGCUACGCUCAUGACACCAACUGGAUUGCGGUGGGAAUAACCGCUCUGAUGGUAAUUGCUGCCUUCUAUUUGGUCGGACGAUUCCGUAAGCAGCGCAUUCGCUACAACUACUAAGGAUAUAUAUUAUUUAAAUUGGUAGUUUGCUUAACCGCAAAGAUGAAAGCAUUUGGCUUUCAAAAGUAACUUUUAUACAAAUCUUGUGCAUACUUUUUCAGAGUUCAGAAGACUUUGGUUUAUUGUAAAAAUUAAAUAAAUUAAAAAAUGACUUUUGGCCAUACAGAA
Drosophila elegans is the source of this 910-nucleotide messenger RNA. RefSeq names its product protein late bloomer. Gene Ontology annotation, cellular component: membrane. NCBI's taxonomy places the organism in Eukaryota, Metazoa, Arthropoda, Insecta, Diptera, Drosophilidae. The transcript is spliced from 5 exons. The coding region runs from base 95 to 742 and encodes 215 amino acids. The record is from RefSeq and is a predicted model, not a curated record.